Messenger RNA from Daldinia vernicosa, 441 nucleotides. RefSeq lists its product as uncharacterized. NCBI's taxonomy places the organism in Eukaryota, Fungi, Ascomycota, Sordariomycetes, Xylariales, Hypoxylaceae. The transcript has a single exon. The record is from RefSeq and is a predicted model, not a curated record. The coding region runs from base 19 to 381 and encodes 120 amino acids.
ACUCUGCCGCCGCAUGUGAUGACGGUGUCCGAAGUAGUCCAUGUUACUGUUACAGAAAUGGCAGAGGCCUGCCAUCAAACGGAAAUAAUCGUUCACGAAACCACUCCCACCGUGGUUCAUGAGACUAUCGUAGUCCCACCUAUGGUUCACACAACGUCCGCGGCCCCCCUAAUGAUUCACACGACAUCUACGGCCAUGCAUUAUGUUAACACCACGUCGGUUGCUCCUCCCAUGGUCCAGACGACCGUCGUGGUUUCUAAAGCGACGGGCCAUAUGGCACCAUCCAGCACAAGUACAAGUGUAUUAGCAGUUUUGCUACCCGCAUCGUCUCUAUCAUUAGGAUAUAUGGUGCCCCACAAUGCCCGGCGAUGGCAGGCGUGAGCUCUCCGGUUCGUGGCUUAAUACACUACAGUAGGGUCGUGGGAUAUUGAUGGGUUCAAC